Messenger RNA from Trichoplusia ni (cabbage looper), 2817 nucleotides. RefSeq names its product SH2 domain-containing protein 4A-like. The record is from RefSeq and is a predicted model, not a curated record. The coding region runs from base 263 to 1588 and encodes 441 amino acids. Gene Ontology annotation, cellular component: cytoplasm. NCBI's taxonomy places the organism in Eukaryota, Metazoa, Arthropoda, Insecta, Lepidoptera, Noctuidae. The transcript is spliced from 11 exons.
CUCUCGUUUGCUAGCACUGAGCCGCGAGCGACGGCAGUCGGUCGAGAGCGCGCAGCCAUAGCGUGCGUUGCGCAUCGAACACUUGAAUAAAGAACACAAAAUAGCGCCAAUUUAAAGUUUAAAAAAGUUUUUAUUGUGCAUUAUCUGUGCAGUGAACACUCGUGACAUUUUGCCAAAACCAAAAGGACUUUUAUUUUUUUAUUUUGUAUUGAUGUCUUACUACGACUUGGUUUAGCUCCGUCGACAUAACAGGGCCGGCACGAUGUUGCAGCAAAUUCUGCGCGACAUGUGGGUGGACCCCGAGAUCCUGGCCGAGCUGGACGAGACGCAGAAACAGACGCUCUUCUGCAAAAUGAGAGAAGAACAGGUGCGUCGAUGGCAGGUUUGGGAUGAGAAGGUGGGCAAAGAGGACGAGAGGCCGAAGUUCCAGAAGAACAGCAAGAAGCAGGUGCAGUUCCUCACUGGGGAGGAUGGGGAGCCAUGGGUGUGGGUGAUGGGCGAGCACGCGGACGACAAGUCGAUAGAGACGAUCUUAGCUGAGGAGGCGCGGGAGAAGGCCAUUGCGCAGGCGCGCCAGGAGGUGCAGCAGCUCAGGAAGUCUGUCGAGAAGGAACUCACGCAGCUCAUCGAGUACAAGCCACUUGAUGAUUUGGAACAGAAAUUCGACUUAUCUCCGAAAACGAUAGACCCAUUAGAAGACACUCUUGAGAUCUACUGCACGGUGGACGAGCUGCGGCAGAGGAUCGAGGCUCUGGAGCCGGACGUGAAGCUGGAGGAGCACGAGCUGGCGGACAAGGCCGACUUCAAUGACAGCCUGAAGCUGGACCUCGGCAAGAACACGCUGCACUUUAACUUUAUAGAGGGCAAGAGGGAUGUACUGCAGGACAUGGGUCCGGGCGGCGGCGGCGACGGCGUGAGCGUGCUGGUGGCGGCGUGGGAGCGGCGCGUGGCGGCCGCGCGCGCCGGCGACAUCCUGCGCGGCCUGCGCGCCAGGCGGGCGCGCGCGCUCAGGCAGGCGCAGCAUGCCGCGCACUCGCACGACAUCGCCUGGCGGGACCAGGAACGUAAAGCAAAAGAAGCUGAAGCUAGCAUGCGUGAGAUCGCCCGCGCGGCGAGAGAGGCACACCGGCGCAGCGCGCACCUCGCCGCACCUGUUGACCCUACUCAAGAGAGCAAGCCACCGAACAAAGAGGCAGUGGUGGAGUGGUUCCGGACGCACGAGCUAAAGCGCGGCGUCGGUCUUGACGAGAACAACAAACCUGUCGACUGGUUCCACGGUGUGAUCAGCCGCACGGAGGCGGAGGCGGCGCUGGCGGGGCGCGCGGCGGGCAGCUUCCUGGUGCGCGUGUCGGAGCGCGUGUGGGGCUACGCCGUGUCGUGGCGCGGCGCCGCGCGCUGCAAGCACUACCUGCUCGAGGCCGCGCCCGCCUACCGCCUGCUGCCCACCGGACAGGUCGCGCACGACACGCUCGCUGAUCUCAUAAACUACCACAAGACAGUCCCCAUCACGGAGAGCGGCGGCGAGUUGCUGUUGACGGCGUGUCCGCCGGCGCAGACGCCCGACAUACUGCUCGCGCCGCCAUCUUGAACACACGCGCCGCCAUCGCGUGACGUCAUCGCACAGUAUACCUAACCUACAAGUCUCAACCAGCAAUAUCUACUGUCAAGGUCUUACCGUUGGCGUAAAUGAAUUCUGCUUUAGAAUAAGUUAUCAAACUCUUCUAAGGCUAAAACAGACAGGGAUUAAUGAAAAUUUGAAAUAAAUUGACAUACAUAGAUCUUUUAUCUUGCUGUUGUCGCAUUAUAUGACAGGGAUAAAAAAUGUUUGGCUAAAGCAAGUUUGUAGUGUCUAAGCCGGCGGUAUCUGAAAACAAUUAGGUAAAUUAUUAAAUUGUGCUUUUGUAAAUACAUAUUAUUAUCAAGUAACUUGAAUGUACUCGAAUAAUCAUCAUGUUACUAUUGCAGAACUAGAAAUAAUGCUACAAAACAUUUUUUAAAUUAUUAGCAUCAUAGUUUUGUAGACCCAGUUAUCACAUAAUGUAAAGUAUUUCCAAUAAUGUGAAAACUUACGUCAUAAAGACGUAGUAUGGAAGGAUGUAAUGUGGAAGGGAGAUAACGCUCUGUUAUGUAUAGCGCCAUCCCGCUUUCACAACUGCAGGACCUUCCCCUACGUACGUUUCACUGCCUUAUCCUGCACUGUAACAAUUAUUAGUACCUUUUCCUGGCACUAUGUAAUGUGGCAUCAUAAAUAAUGCCUUAAUGCCCACGUUAUUAAUAAAUUAACGUAACAUUGGUGCUAAACGACCAUACUAAAUAAGUUGAUCUCGGUAGUUCGAACUCCUUCGUUAUAAAACAUGCAUUUCGUUAGCAGUAACUAAUUAAUGAACAAAAUUGUAAGUUAAUUGUCGUGUAGGCUAAUGUGAUAUUUACCAGUCCUUCAAAUAUUUAGCGCUUCAGUAUUACUGCUUGUAACGGAAAUAUAUUAUAGCUUACGUCACUUUGUAAAUAGAGGAGGUACUCUCAGGAACUCGAAAUAAAAGACAUUUAAUUUAAUUUAAAGAGUAGUAUUUAGUGUUGUGGCUACGCACGUGGCCAAGCGUAAGCUAAAUAUAUUUUCGUAUGAUGUCCGAAUUCUGAUAAAUUAAGCCAAAGUUAAAUUCGAGGCAGAAAUCGGAGUCUUCAUGUAAGCUGUUAGUUAUUAUUAUUAUUUAGCAAUUUUGUAUGCCAUUUGUAUUGUUCGUAGGUGACGUACAUCUAUGAUAUUAUUGUACUUUAGUCAUUAACUGCCAACUAGAAUAAUUAUAAUUAUAAAAAAUA